UUAAAAACGCUUUGAAACUCGUAAACAGUUUGCAAUUUUUACAUUAGUUUCAUUGAUUGUUAUUUUGUAUAAAUAAAUUAAUAAAUAAGAAAAUUUAUUUAAAGGACAGUUACAAGGAAAAUAUUUUUUUGCUUAUCGUGCACGUCGAAUAUAGAUUGGGAAUUAUUUUCUGCAAAUAGUUAAAAAUCUGCCUCAAACAUAAUGUCGACUGUCCAAGCGGCCGAUGCAUUAAUUAAAUUGCAACAUGAACGAAUAACUAUUUUACGAGAUAUUUGUGGAGAGGUUGAGAAAGGUUUUGGAAUCGUUAAAUCAAGAUGGGAAGCUGGUUUAUCAAAAAAUGACAUUAACGUGCGAAUAGAACGAGUAAAAGCAAUUUGGGAUAAGUUUGAGGCUACAUAUGAAAAAUUAUGCGAAUCUGAUCUUGAUGAUCCUUUUGUUUCCAAACAUUUGGCGAAUCGUCCUUUACGCUCUCAUCAUGAUUUGUAUAUGAAAACACUUUCCUUGUUGAUCACACUUAAGGAUUCAUUCGAUAAUUAAAAUAAUCGGUGAUAAAGAAAUCAUUGGUGGAUAAAAUUUUUGCCAUCAAUUCGAUAAUUUCAUUAAAAAUGUUAGAGCAGAAAUUGCAUUUCAAUAUCCAUCGAGAUUUUAUUUUUCGUUAAAGACUAAAAAGUCGUCAUGUUUCUUUACGGUUGUAUAUCAUUUGAAAUAAUUUA
Leptopilina heterotoma is the source of this 713-nucleotide messenger RNA. RefSeq lists its product as uncharacterized. NCBI's taxonomy places the organism in Eukaryota, Metazoa, Arthropoda, Insecta, Hymenoptera, Figitidae. The transcript is spliced from 2 exons. Bases 202 to 537 code for a protein of 111 amino acids. The record is from RefSeq and is a predicted model, not a curated record.